This is a messenger RNA of Cyclopterus lumpus (lumpfish), 3653 nucleotides long. It is a transcript of the gene c14h17orf97, whose product is annotated as chromosome 14 C17orf97 homolog. Bases 448 to 951 code for a protein of 167 amino acids. The record is from RefSeq and is a predicted model, not a curated record. The transcript is spliced from 2 exons. Gene Ontology annotation, biological process: protein arginylation. NCBI's taxonomy places the organism in Eukaryota, Metazoa, Chordata, Actinopteri, Perciformes, Cyclopteridae.
UUGCAUAACACAUGUAUCCUUCUUGAGAAGGUGUGUCCUGUUGACAUGGAGACGCGUCGCACAGCAGCAGUGACGCGUGAUCGUGGAGACGCGUGUCCCGGAACAAAACCGAAAUAUCAGCCGUAGUUAGCAAUGCCGCUUCCCGGCGUUCACUUUCUUCCGCCUUGCUGCUCAACAUGCGGCCGUGUUUCGCUCCCCGGGACCGAAGCGGCUCCGCUCGGCCCCACGUGUUGAGUAGAGGGAGGUUUCAGGUCUCUGUGCGCAGCGCUUGCUUCGCGUUACAUUUGGUUUUGACGUUCACACUCGUCUUAAAGACCGCUACCGUGUAUUUCCCACGUUAAUGGUCUUUCAUUUAUCCGAGAAGCCUUUUAUCUUUCGGCACAACCGUUCUCAGACUCGGUGCACCUGUUGAGCCGCGCGUCACCAGCUCUGCGUGCCCACUCCAUCAUGGCAGAAGACAAACAGCUGCUGCCGCCUCCCACGAGCUCCGACAACACAAAGAAGAAGAAGAAGAAGAAGAAAAAGAGAAAGAAAGUGACUGCUCCCACCACAGGACAUACAGAGAAACCUCGGGCUGUCUCUUUGCCCCCUGAGACCUCGCCUGUGUCCCUGCUGCCCCCACAGAGUCCAGGUCAGCCUCGAGGCCAGCUGCCCAAGCUCCAAGCAGCCAGUAAAAAGAAUGGGGAACGACUUGCUGGCAGCGACCGGAGGAGUAAAAAACACCCCAAGGAUUCACCAGCCCCGCUGACAGCUACAAGCAAAGCCAGGGGCAUUGGUCUGCUCUGCGCCCAGGCCAGGGAGAGCCUGAGGUGGGAGGGAGUGCUGGAGGACCCCCAGGCUGAGGAGAAGAGGCUGGAGCUGUACAGGGCCAACAGGCGGCAGCGUUACAAUGCACACAGAGACGCCCUGUCAAAGGAAACCCAGGCUGCCUUGAGACAGACUGUUCCUUAGGAGAGCAAAGAGAAAAAGGCUUUGACUUAAUCUGACCAACAGGAGGCAUCACUGCAUGAGAGCACAGACUGAAUUAAAGAAGCAAGUGAGAGCCUGAUGCUGAGCGUCUCAGGCUUUAUUUAUGUACAGUUUAAAAACGGAUUUAGCAACAGCGAGCCACAGAGUGAAGAUCUCUGGGUGCCGUGAAGAGGAUGCACCAAAGAGAAAUCCAGCAUGUUGCCAAUUUAAUAGCCUUAAAAGCACUCAAUAGAAAUGCUUUCUCUGUUGGGUAAAACAAACACAUAUCCACAGUGUCUCGACUGUCCAUGGACCUACACAACUUCUCCUGGAAGUUAAUAUAGGGUUGGCACGGUUUAUCAUCUGAUUCUAAAUGAUGUAACACUUCCAGAAAAGACCCAAAGUAGAUCUUUCAGGUCUGAAACCCCAUCAGGAUCACUGAACCCCCCUCUCAUCUGCGUCUGUGACGUAAAGGAGGGUGGAGUGGAUGAGGCUCGCAUGAUGUCUUUCUCACCCCUAGAACUUACAAAAAAUAUGUCAGCAGUUUUUCUUUUUUUAUGCAAAAAUACCCAGAAAGCCAUCCAGAGUGGGUAUGGAGUUUAAUCAGAUUGAAUGGGACACAAUGUGUUAAAACACUAAAACUGUGCAGCACAUUGAUUGACCUGCUGUACCAGUGAUCUAAUGUGCAAAGUCACAAAUUCAGCCAUGGUUUUUACCCCUCUCAUUCUGCUCCAUACUGUUCACUACAAAAAGCAAUUUAAAGACACUUUAAAAGGGUAAAUCUUUGAAAGGACUGUCAAAUAAAUCUUAAAAGCACUACCACUGCUGGGUGAUCGAUGGCACGAUGGCAGAAACAUCACGUGUCCCUCGAGUAAAUAUGCUCCAACACGGAUAAGUUAAUGAAUGCAAAAAGAGACAGUGCUUUUGUGCCUGAGAUAUUUUUUUUAUGCAUGCACAAAUUCAAACAAAAUAGACAAAAAUGUUUAAAUGACAAUUACAUUCCUGUUAUUUCUCCCUGGGCAUCAGGGUUCACUUUGCAUUGAUAACAAAGCGAGAAGACGGAUACACAGCACUGUGACUGAGAGGAAAAGAACAUCUUUCACUUUAAAUCCUUCGGAGAACAAAGCUGAUACACAACAAAUGCUACAUGACUUAUUGUAACAAUGUGUGUGGGUGUAAAGUAAGACUCAGAGAUGUCCCUUAGAUACAUUCACACUUUAAGCUAUUACUUUACAGUAUAUUGCUUUAAAUGCAAUACUCCAAGAGAUGUGAGGUUGUAGGAAUAUUAGGGCAGUCAGUGUGCCCUACUGCAGAGAGAUGAACAUUACAGUAUAUGAUGAUUUAUACCGGUGACAAUGUACAUUUAUGAAUGUUGUUUUUUAAUAUAAUGUUCUGCAUUAAUUUGUUGAAAAACCAUAAUUCAGGUACUGAAUUUGUUCAAUUGGCCAACAAAUAUUUUCCAUUCAUUAUUUCUGAAUUCAUUAUCCAGAACAUGUAAUAUAUUAUGAUGUAGAUGAUCUAAAUGCUUCUAUUAAAAAAUAAACUGAAUAAUUAAUGAUUUACGACGAGUACAAGUACAAGUACAAAAUGAUGACCAGUACUGGGAUUGAAAAGUCUGCAUCAGUUGAAUCCUGGAUAUAGUGAACCCGUUGACAGGAAGGGAGAGUGAUGGGAGAGAGUGACGCUCAGAGUAAAUGUGAAGACAGGGAUGGACCGGCACAGAGACACAAGAGAAAAACGCAGCAUUUCUUUUGUGAAGGUUUUGUCACACUGGUUUUGUCACACUGCAUUUGUGUGCCGUUUGUCGAAGGCCUAUUGUUCCCUGUUGGUGUGUUUUGUUACCGUUGCCUAUUUCAACACCUCUGCUUCAAAGAGCUGAGCACUCCCCCUCUGUUCCCAUAAGCCCCCCUCCCACUCACUGACCGGACCACGUACAUGGCCGCAGUGAGCAUGAAGACCACUUGUGUUUUCCUAGCAGCAUUGUACACCGCCUUCUAGAGAUGAACAGCAGAAAACACACUGAAGCAUCUUAACUGAUGUCUCUGGACCGUCACUGAAAUAUCCCUUGAGACAUAAAGCCAUGAAAUGAAAUACUCUGAAGAAAUAAUAGGGGAAAAAGAUCAAGAUUAUAAAAGAAGUCUCAAAAGCUGCAUCUGUCUGAGGUAUCUGUUGUUUGCUUGGUGGAGUCCCCCUCGCCUGAACUCUGAGUGUAUGACGCACAGUUUAAAUCUAAUACUGUGCGUCACAGUGUAUAUAUACAUUUCACUGUGGAUUGUGUGAAGGCCGUCUCUUUAUCCAGGUCUCCAAACUCUCGCUCCUCAGUGAGAGGGGUGGUGACGAAGAGACAGACCAAUGUCAUUCUGGCUGCAUGUCAACAUUGUACAGAAGGCGUGUUGAGCAGAAGGUUAGAGGAACGUCUAGAUUGGGACAACUGCAGCCAGCUCAGGUCAUCUGAUCUGUCAAGUAGAGGAAAAAGAGAGAACAUGGAUUUACAUAAUUGAAUACACUGAUCAGCUCCAGCUUGUUCCUCGCAUGUGUCGCCAAUACAUUUGCAUUCGAGUGAACACACUGUUAGAGGCCCAUAAACAUUAUAAGAUGUUUUGUAUGUUUACUGACAGUAAAACUCUCUCCAUGUGUGUGAUCCUACCAGUCAUCAGACAAUGUUAUUAUCCAAAGAUGGAAAUAAUAAAGAAGAACAGAACAUG